AUGCAUUUCAUCUAUUUAUUCUUCUUCCUCCAAUUAAACUAUAUUCAAACUACCGUAGUGCAAACGGACCAAACAGAACUGUUGGAUUUGUUAAUAUCAAAAGUGAAAGGGGAAGGAGAUGGAUCACAGGGCUUAUCAAUGCAAAAAGAGAGUGAUGAAGAAAUUGGAUUGCAAGUGUUUCAAACAAAACCCUUGGAUUUAUCAAUUCCAAAACUGAAAGAGGAAGGGAAUAAAUCACAAAGCUUAUCAAUGGAGGGAGUAAGUUAUGAAGGAAUUAAACCGCAGCGACAGCCCGUUCCAAUCGAAACUUUGAUGGAUGUGAUGGAACUAUCGAAGCAAAAAGAAAGCACGGGAAAGAAACAAUGCUGUGAUAUAUGUCAAAAGAACGUAGCAAAUAUGAAAAAACAUACGAUGACUCAUAGCGGUGAAAAGACAUACAGUUGUCCGGUAUGCAAAGCAAAUUUCGCUCGCUUCUGGGAUAUGGAAAAACAUAUGAUGACUCACAUUGGUGAAAAGACAUACAGUUGUCCGGUAUGCAAAACAAAUUUCGUUCGCUUCUGGGAUAUGAAAAAACAUAUGAUGACUCAUAUCGGUGAAAAGACGUAUAGUUGUCCGGUAUGCAAAAAAAAUUUCGUUCGCUUCUGGGACAUGAAAAAACAUGUGAUGACUCAUAUUGGCAAACAGCCGUAUAGUUGUCCAGUAUGCAAAAAAAAUCUCUUUCGCUUCUGGGAUAUGAAAAAACAUAUAAUGACUCAUAUCACUGAAAAGACGUACAGUUGUCCGGUAUGCAAAAGAAAUUUCGCUCACUUCUGGAAUAUGAAAAAACAUACAAUGGCUCAUAUCGGUGAAAAGGCAUACAGUUGUCCGAUAUGCAAAAAAAUUUCGUUCGCUUCUGGGACAUGA
Molecule: messenger RNA, 903 nt
Organism: Brugia malayi
Lineage: Eukaryota; Metazoa; Nematoda; Chromadorea; Rhabditida; Onchocercidae
Exons: 2
Coding region: 1-903 (300 amino acids)
Cellular component (GO): nucleus
Source: RefSeq, a predicted model, not a curated record